AUGUUGAAAUCUAUCUUAAGAAAAGUUCUUGGAAAGACCUCCUUACAGUUUGAAGAAUUGUACACUGUACUAUGUGAUGCUGAGGGCAUUAUAAAUUUAAGACCUUUGUCAUAUUUAAAUUACCUUAUAGCAUUAACAUCUGCUAUGUUUCUGCAAGAUGCAAAAGAAACAGGAGUUCCAGAUGUAGAUCAAAUAGAUGCUAAGAGAAAGAAUAAAAGAUUCUUCUACAGGCAAAAAUUGUGUCAAGAUCUCAGAAAACGUUUCAGAAUCGAAUAUCUUGGACAUCUUAGAGAAUUUUCAAAAAUUCGUAAUGAAUCUAAAAUUAAAGAAGGAGGCAUUGUUCUCAUCGGUGAUAGUAACGUCAAGCGAAUAAAUUGGCCUUUGGGAAGAGUCAUCAAAUUAUAUCUUGGAAAAGACAAGAAAGUUCGUCUCGUGGAAGUACAGACCAAAUCUGGGUCUUUCCUACGUCCAAUCCAGAGACUUUUCCUUCUUGAGAUCAGCCAAAGUGAAAAAUCUGCUGUCCCAUGUCUCCAAAAGAGUGAUUCUCCAUCCACAAUGAUGAUUCCUGAUGGUACACCUACAUCUAGUGGCUCUCAUGCUGUUCCAGAUGUGAGCCAACCAAGAAGAUCCCGUUAUGUCCGGCUUUUAAAGCCCAGUGUUCUCCUGGACUCAUUUGUUUGA
Messenger RNA from Argiope bruennichi, 681 nucleotides. RefSeq lists its product as uncharacterized. The record is from RefSeq and is a predicted model, not a curated record. The transcript has a single exon. Lineage: Eukaryota; Metazoa; Arthropoda; Arachnida; Araneae; Araneidae. The coding region runs from base 1 to 681 and encodes 226 amino acids.